AUGGCGUGUUCUGCUGCUGCCCAACCUGCGGCUACUAUCCCCUCCUUCGUCAACAAACUUUCGUCUCUCGCUAUCCCCGAAAGCGAGGACAACGCCGAUAUUCGCCAGAAGUAUCGCCCCUUUCUUCUCACAGAUGACGCAGCUGAGGACUGGGUCAAUACGUUAGAGCUUACAACCGCCAUGAAAAUGGCAGCGCAGGAAAUGCGAAAGUCAAACAACAGAAUUAAAGUGCUAGUCUUGUACGGCAGUCUCCGUCGGAGGUCCUAUUCGCGCCUGGUGGCUUUGGAAGCCAGCAGAAUUCUCUUCCGCCUGGGGUGCGAUGUCCGCGUGUUCAAUCCCGAGGGUUUACCGGUAAAGAAUGAUACCGACCACGACCAUCCUAAGGUACAGGAGCUCCGCGAGCUCAGCAAGUGGAGCGACGGGCAUAUUUGGGUAUCGCCUGAGCAGCAUGGGAAUCUGGUUGGUGUCACCUUGCCUAGUGGUAACCGCGACCGGCUGGUUGAUUGCAUGGAGGAGUUUGUGAAAUAUACUAUCGUCAUGCGAUCUCACCUGGAGCUUUUUGGUGAUCGGUUCAGCGAGAGGGAAGAGAAGCGAAAUAAGGAGAUAAAGGAACGCGCCAAACAAGUUUAG
Molecule: messenger RNA, 630 nt
Organism: Aspergillus welwitschiae
Lineage: Eukaryota; Fungi; Ascomycota; Eurotiomycetes; Eurotiales; Aspergillaceae
Product: NADPH-dependent FMN reductase
Exons: 1
Coding region: 1-630 (209 amino acids)
Molecular function (GO): oxidoreductase activity
Source: RefSeq, a predicted model, not a curated record